UUACGACAGUCAUUGUGAAGGAGAAAAGCGCUUUGAUUGCAUCUAAAGGAGAAUCGCCGUUAGCUCUGACUAAUCAUAACGGUUGGUGGAUCGUCGUUCUCGCCUAAACAGUUUGGAACCCGUUACGCCGACGAAGCCGGAAUCUGAUUCGCCAUUUCAUAGGUCGGAUAUUCCAGAAUUUUGAUUACCCUCUCACUACUUAGAAACAACAAGAGGUAGACGGAUUAAUUUUGUCACCAUCGUGAGAGGCCAGAGAAGAUAAAAUGAAUAUAUCCGCAGUUCUACUUGUCCUUAUUUCUGUGACUACAACAACAUAUGCAAUUACUGGAUUGUACCAAGCUAUCAUGGCGAACCUUAAAAAAGUUCCUGCAGGCAAGCCAGCGUACCAAUCUAGUCUAUACACAAACAAUAGUAAAUUUGCGGCUUCGAAAGCUGUGGACGGAAACACUAAUACAAACAUGGACACAGGCUCAUGUUUCCAUACUGAAACAAACAGGACCAACUGGUGGUACGUCGACUUGCAGCAAACCUACAGACAGAUUAGGAAAAUAGAACUGUAUAGCAGAACUGAUUGUUGUGCUGAGAGAAACAAAAUGAUUUCUGUGCAGAUCGGUACUUCUUUGGAUAACAUGAGGCAAGUGAAGUACUGGUCGUCUCAGAUCGGGGGCCACGAGAAAAUAACUUUCACACAUGAUCAAGUAGCGCGAUACGUUAAACUUGUACACACUGCAAACACUUAUUUUCAUAUGUGCGAACUUGAAGUGUAUCAUCAGUGAACAGACAUGAAUUGCCUGACGGAACAAACACAUAUACAUCGGUGACCAUACAUGGUUAUGAAAAUGAAAUUUUACAGUAUAUGUAUAUGUGAACAUUUUGGCCGUCAAUAAACUUGAGCAUUGAA
Messenger RNA from Mercenaria mercenaria, 901 nucleotides. RefSeq names its product fucolectin-6-like. The transcript has 5 exons. The record is from RefSeq and is a predicted model, not a curated record. Lineage: Eukaryota; Metazoa; Mollusca; Bivalvia; Venerida; Veneridae. The coding region runs from base 264 to 776 and encodes 170 amino acids.